UCCUAAGAGACAUGCAAAGCUUACAGGAGAUGACUGCAGCCAGGAGUUCUUAUCAGCAGUGCAGGCGUCUGGGUACUGGGUCUCUGGAGCUAUUCUGUUUAUUAGUAAACAAAUGAGGGGCUUGGAAGUCUGGACUUGACUUUGCCCGACCCUCUCGGAAAGCGUGGAUUCCAGUUUUGCACCAGUCAAGUCGAUAUGUGUGAUACACAGACUGACUUCUUACCCUUAGUCCUGCAUGCAUAUAAGUAGUGGCCAUCCCGCCGCUCCAAGUUAAGGUCUACGCAAGAGCAACCUCUCUCUUUCAUAGCACAUCUUUUCUCUGUGUUCCAAACCCUGACACUCAGCUUCCAAGACCGCAAGAUCACGAUUCACAAUGUCGGGACUUCCAAAAACCUUCAAGGCGGCCGUUAUCGAGUCCAAGAGCGCGCCCCUCAAGAUUGUCGACCAGGACCUGAAACAACCAGGUCCCGGCCUCGUCCUCGUCAAAGUUCUAGCAUGCGGGGUAUGCCACUCCGAUGUAGGCAUGGCAGAAGGUGGUUUCGGAGACGUUUUCCCACGGAUCCCGGGCCAUGAGAUCAUUGGCGACGUGGUGGCAGUGGGCGAAGGCGUGAGCCGGUUCACAGGCGGAGAGCGUGUUGGAGGUGCUUGGCACGGAGGUCAUGACGGAACGUGUCGACAGUGCCAAAAGGGGUUCUUCCAAGCCUGUGAUAACGAGACGAUUAAUGGUGUGUUCCGGGAUGGUGGGUAUGCCGAGUACGUGCUGCUCCGUGCCGAGUCGGCAGUCCGGGUGCCAAAGGACGUCGAUCCUGCGGAAGCAGCACCACUUCUUUGCGCCGGUGUUACCGUUUUCAACAGCAUUCGCAAGAUGCAAAUCGAGCAAGGCAAUCUCGUUGCCAUUCAGGGUCUCGGCGGCUUGGGUCAUCUUGGCGUGCAGUACGCCAGUCGCAUGGGCUACAAAGUCGUGGUCCUGAGUUCCGGGUCUACGAAGAAGGACUUUGCGAUGAAGUUGGGUGCGCAUGAGUACAUCGACUCGAGCGCAACAGACCCCGUCAAGGAGCUUAAGAAACUAGGAGGUGCUGCUUUGAUCCUUGCGACAGCACCCAACCCCAAGAUCAUCUCGCCGCUUACCGGUGGUUUGCAGCCAGGCGGCAAGCUGUGCGUUUUGGCGCCUGUCGGAGGCUUGGAGGUCGACACGAUUGACCUUAUCGUUGGAGGCAAGUCGGUUUGUGGAUGGCCCAGUGGACAUCAGAUGGACUCGGAGGAGGCCAUUGACUUUGCAGCAACACACGGCAUCAAGUGCAUGGUUGAGAGAUUCUCACUGGAUGACGCGAAGAAGGCUUCGGAACACAUGAUUUCUAACAAGGUGCGCUUCCGGAGUGUGCUGGUUAUGGGUUGAACGUCUCGAAUUAAGGUCGUGCUGGUGAGCAUUGCGAUUGCAGACUUGAAUUGGCGUUGAGGAAAUGAUGUUAAUGAUGUCGGUGGGAAUGGUGGUAUGAAUGAUGAGAAUGGAGUAUGAAAUUGCUUAGUUCCAGAGCAGCAGUGAGCGUGUAACUAAAAGCGAGAGUGAGAGUGAGACUGUGAAUGAGACUGAGAGUGUGACGAAAUGUGAGAAUGAAUGAGUUUGGUGUGCCC
Messenger RNA from Colletotrichum scovillei, 1632 nucleotides. RefSeq names its product alcohol dehydrogenase GroES-like domain-containing protein. Gene Ontology annotation, molecular function: oxidoreductase activity; zinc ion binding. The record is from RefSeq and is a predicted model, not a curated record. Lineage: Eukaryota; Fungi; Ascomycota; Sordariomycetes; Glomerellales; Glomerellaceae. The transcript has 2 exons. Bases 374 to 1396 code for a protein of 340 amino acids.